AUGGAACCAAUGCCAGGCAGUUUUAUAGAAGAACAGGAAGAAGUUCCCGAUAAAAAUAUAAAAUGGUACCAAAAAGUUUUCAAUAAAGAAUUGUUAUAUUAUAUAACAUUAAAAGCACCACUAUUAAUAGUAUACGGGGUAUUCAGUACCUGUAUUGAAAUAUUCCACAAAUGCAUUAAAAUAUCUUCUAUUUAUAGAUAUAAAAAUGUGUCGCAUGAAAACAAUCUAAGAAAAUUUAUUUUGGAUUCUAAAAUUCCAGAUCAAGAUGAGCACGAGUACUUGACACCUUAUUUAUGUGGUUCAUACGUUGAAAGUUUAAACAAGGCCAAUGAACAGGGAAAAUUUGUAUUUAUUUUUUUACAAUCCACUCUAUUAGAUAAUUCGUCACAAGUUACCAAUAAUGUUUUAAAGGAAUUGGCUCCACUUUUGAAAAAGUACCAAGGUGUUUUCUGGAUGGGUGAUAUCUCCUCAAAUACCGAAGCUUUGCAAGUAGCUGAUAUGUUUAAAGUGAAAUAUUGUCCUGCUUUGAUUUUUCUAUGUCUAGAUAACAACGGCAAGUUUAAAUUACAAUUUAAAGUGGAAGGAAGCACGUUAUCAGCCAAUGUGCGUUGGAAGGAAAGACUGGAAUCAAAGAUAAUGGAAUGCUAUUCACAACUUUUGAGUGUAAGGCAACAAAGAAAUGUGGUUAACGAACAAAAUAGACGAUAUGAUGAAUCAUUGAGACGUGAUCAGGAACUUGAAAGACAACAGCAGGAAGCAAUGUUAAAGGGCAAAUGGCUACGUUGGAGAAAUUCGGAAUUGAAAGCUGAGCCCAGGAGUGGCUGCAAGAUUCGUCUUACUUUUCCCGAUGGUGAAAGGAUUAUUAGAAAGUUUGAUCCAAGCUGUCCUGUCGAAGAGAUUUAUGCAUUUGUAGAAUUGCACAGAUUAAAUAUUACAGAAACAAGUCGAGAAAGGGUAGAUUAUCACUACGACUAUCCUUUUAUUUUAGCCACACCCGUUCCCAGAGCAGAGUUGAGAGAUAUCAACCAGCGUAUAUCUGAAAACAGUUCGAUAUGUCCAUCAGGGAAUUUGAUUGUGGAAAUGAACUCAUAA
This is a messenger RNA of Saccharomycodes ludwigii, 1092 nucleotides long. RefSeq lists its product as uncharacterized. Gene Ontology annotation, cellular component: endoplasmic reticulum. NCBI's taxonomy places the organism in Eukaryota, Fungi, Ascomycota, Saccharomycetes, Saccharomycodales, Saccharomycodaceae. The record is from RefSeq and is a predicted model, not a curated record. The transcript has a single exon. The coding region runs from base 1 to 1092 and encodes 363 amino acids. Gene Ontology annotation, molecular function: ubiquitin binding.